Caenorhabditis angaria is the source of this 1197-nucleotide messenger RNA. NCBI's taxonomy places the organism in Eukaryota, Metazoa, Nematoda, Chromadorea, Rhabditida, Rhabditidae. The record is from the annotation of a GenBank genome assembly.
AUGAUCGGAGGACCUCUUUUUGGGUAUAUCAUCCAAAAAUUCGGUCUUCGCUAUGCUCUAUUCAUUUGCUAUAUUUCAACACUUUUAUCAGGAAUCGGAUUAUUUUUCUCAUUCGACUAUUAUUCUUUAUUAUUAUCCCGUAUUCCUGCUUUAUUUAUGCAUGGUCAACAAGCCCAUCAAACUCUUCUUUCCGCUUUAACAAGUCCAGGAAAAGAAAGAACCAGUGCAUUUGGUAGAAUGGGUUUGACUUUUGGAGUUGGAUUUAUUUUCGUCCCAAUCUUUUCAAUUAUUUCUACAAAACUUUUUGGAUUAACAGCUCCAUUUAUUGUAUCCGCUUUGCUUGCUUUAGUUCCAUGUUUUGUCCUCGAAACAUUUAUCGAUAGAAGUUCAUAUGAACAUGAGAUAAAUGAUGAUGAGAAAAAGAAUGAACAAAAAAUAAAUUGGACAAAUAUUAUCAAAACUUUGCGAAGACCUGGAGUAUUGAAUAUUCUCAUGAAAAAGAAUGGUCCAAUUAUCCCAUUCCUCUUUGUGAUUGCUGUUUUGAAUGUGAGUUGUCUUAUCUUUGAUAGAACUUUGACUGAAAUACCUUUUCAGUUAUACAUAAUUGAAAAGUUCCAAGCAUCAAACACCGAAGAUCAAAUAAUGCAAGUUUUUAUUGGUGUUUUCAUAAUGUUUUCAAAUGGAUUUGGUGUGAUUUGGCUUCGGAAAAAAUUCGAUGAGCAAAGUCUUCUGAUUAUUGGCUCAAUCUCAUUUGUAAGUAUUUUUCUCAAUGGUUUCGAAAUUGAAAACUAAAAAAAAUAAAAUAAGUUCAGGCAAUCGGUUAUUUAUUGUUCACUCUAAUAUUCUUCAACUUCUGGAUGCUCAUUGUAAUUAUGCCAUUUUUAUCACUCGGAAUGAGUGUUGUUGCAACAUGCAGUGAUAGUUUAUUAACUUCACUUGUCGAUGAAUCAGAACAGGUUAUUCACAUUAUUAAAAUACAAAACCCAAUACUGUUUUUAGGGAGUAGUUCUCGGAACAGCGACUUCGCUCAACUCAUUAGUUCGAACAUUUUCUCCACUUUUUGCUGGAUCUCUUCUUCAAUCCUACGGUUUUCAAUCAAUCACUUUGUUUGGUGUUUUUGGCUCAAUUUUCAGUAUUGUUAUGAUGUGGAUUUUCCCAGUUGAUGAGUCGCUGAUCAAGAAACACAAAUCCGAAUAA